Acipenser ruthenus (sterlet) is the source of this 1851-nucleotide messenger RNA. RefSeq names its product sterile alpha motif domain-containing protein 10-like. Gene Ontology annotation, biological process: cell surface receptor protein tyrosine kinase signaling pathway. NCBI's taxonomy places the organism in Eukaryota, Metazoa, Chordata, Actinopteri, Acipenseriformes, Acipenseridae. Gene Ontology annotation, cellular component: cytoplasmic side of plasma membrane. The transcript has 5 exons. The coding region runs from base 213 to 737 and encodes 174 amino acids. The record is from RefSeq and is a predicted model, not a curated record. Gene Ontology annotation, molecular function: protein binding.
UGCUGGUUUGGCUGGAGUAAUCUUGAUCGGUCGUGUGGGAAUAUUGAAUAGGCGAACAGCAGCAUACGUGGUCAGACAGCCGUCAGAGCGGAACAGACGCGGGAGCUGAGAGUGCUGUGUAUUAGCAGCUUUCACACUAUCCCAUCCUUAAAAAACCUUUAACAGCAUGGGCGAUUUCUAAACAAAUACACUGGGAGAUACUGUGACCUACAAUGGCUGUGGAUGCGGCUGCUAGCUUCAGUUUCUGCAGGAAUGUUCUGGAGCACACUGUCUCGGCGGAGGAGCUCAACUACCAGUUGCCCCGGCAGCCAGGGGGCAGCCUUACCUGGCAUGAUGAGAGAGGGCAAAGGAUGGCAGGUGGCAGGACCGUCAAACUGCUGCAGCAGCCAGGGACAGAAACAAUACAGAUCAGAUCGGGUCAGGCGUUCAGUGUCUACCACACGAGCCCCACGCUGACCAGUCUAUCCAAACCAGUCGUCCUCUGGACACAGCAGGACGUCUGCAAAUGGCUGAAGAAGCACUGUCCACACAACUACUUGACCUACGUAGAGGCCUUCUCACACCACGCUAUUACAGGGCGAGCCCUCCUGAGACUGAACGGGGAGAAGCUGGAGCGCAUGGGCAUUGUUCAGGAGACUCUGCGGCAGGAGGUCCUACAGCAGGUGCUGCAGCUCCAGGUGCGAGAGGAGGUGCGGAACCUGCAGCUCCUCAGUCAAGCUUCUUUUGGAAAUCUCUAGAAGCUUAUCCGUCCUUUUGGCAGCUCGCUUCUCACACAAUGCAUCUGGGAUUCCUUUGGGAGGGACUGCUGCAGACUCCAGAUAGGAAGAUGGAAAAGCAUGCUUUCAAUUGGAAAGAAGGCUUUGGCCUCCGAGGGACUGAUUCAAACCACACUCUGCGAGGCUUUAGAGGAACAGGCUUAUAACAAGGGAGGACACUGAAAGCGUGCUGCUGGGGAUUCAUACAACGGCCUGCAAUGUAGAUGAACAUUGUUAGCGAAACCCAAUAGGACUUCUGUAUGGAUUUUUUUUUUUUGUCAGGCUGAAAACUGAAACUGCUAAGCACCUCUGAUAAUCAGAUUUUAAAAUGUAUUUCUCGUAUUCUAAAUAUGGAGAAUCCUUUUAGACUUCAGAUCACUUGUAUUAACAGGUCCUGUGGUUUUCUUUUACACUAAUGGACUGACCUUGCUGUCAAGCCAUGGUGGUCGAUGCUAACUGUUAAAUUGUUCACCAUCUUAAAACUGAAUGCUAAAGUUUUCACGCUGCCAUACGUAAUAAUAAUAAUUAUAAUAAUUAAAAUUAUUUUUAAUGUAUUUUGCAUCUCAGGUUAUUAUUUUUAAUAUGUUUGUCAUGUUGACAUUGAUUUUUGUUUUUAAAUUAUUCUCAUUUAAAAUUGUAACACAUUUUAAUUAGCCAACAUCCUCUUAAACAACACAAGUCGUUGUAGUGUCACAAAAUGAAGUUACAAACAAUCAAGACAACUGGAUAACAGAGGACCAUUAUAAUUUCAAUGAUUUUAAAAGAAAGCCCUUGAAUGUGUACAAUAUCUAAUGCAUUGUAAUCUCUCUAUAUAUAAUCUAUAUAUGUAAUCAUAGUACCCAUUAUUCCUGCUGUUACAUGUUAACUCCUGGUGGAAUAAGUAUGUAAUUACACGGCAAAUGCCUGUAUCCUGGUGUUACAAUCUGAUUACAUCAGAUAACAAAAUCUUGUUCCCGAAGCCAUUCAUAUAAUUACACAGUAGCCACUGUGUGAACGAAGAAGCAUUGCUAAUUAUCCAGUAAUCUGUUCUGUAAUAUCACGUGGUACCCAAUAUUAUGUCUAUGAGACCGGUAAUAUUAAAAGGACUCAUUUCUUA